CUUGAACAUGAUGUUGGUGCUUUUCAUUGCUUCGCUGAUAGUUUCCUGUGCUCAAGGAGCGCAAGUGUAUAUGCAGUUCAAUGGACAAGGAUACUCCUACAACACGGAUGGCGAUAGAUUGGAUAGGAGUGUCGUUAAGCCUAGUUUUGGGGCAUCUUCUCUGGAUUCCUUUGGUCCGCUGAACUUUGUGCAUCAAUCUCUGAGGACAAGACAGAAUCCACUUUCCCGGAUUUCCUACAAUACACAGGAUAACCUAGCAGUGGCAACAUCUUCGCUGAGUGCGGGCUACCAAUUAGCAUCGACCAACCACCUGAAGCACCGGCAAAGCCAGCAAAACUUUGAUUUCAGCACCGACCAGAUGUCGCAUGCCCAGCACACCGAUGAGGCGGGAAAUGUUUUGGGCAAGUACUCCUACUACGAUGAGGCUGGCUACCAUGAGCUGAGCUACAAGGCGGGCGCCGGCAUCGGAUUCGUGGUCAUGGGUGGCAAUUUGGCCAAGGCCACCACCGCCGCUGAACCGCACUCGGAAAUCGAAAUCGGAAACGGAAUCCAAACAAAUGCCUUGACUAGCCUGCAAGAGUUGCAUAAAUAUCGUGGCUACACGUAAAUAAAAUAUAUUAGCC
Molecule: messenger RNA, 623 nt
Organism: Drosophila melanogaster (fruit fly)
Lineage: Eukaryota; Metazoa; Arthropoda; Insecta; Diptera; Drosophilidae
Exons: 1
Coding region: 11-607 (198 amino acids)
Cellular component (GO): chitin-based extracellular matrix
Molecular function (GO): structural constituent of chitin-based cuticle
Source: RefSeq, marked reviewed